AUGUCCGAUAUCACCCUUUACAGCUGGCCGACUCCAAACGGCGUUAAGGCUUCGAUUACCCUUGAAGAACUGAGCCUCACCUAUAAGACUGUUCCAAUCAAUAUCAGCACAAAUAUUCAGAAAGAGGAAUGGUUUUUGAAAAUUAAUCCCAAUGGCCGUAUUCCUGCAAUUACAGAUGGCUCACAGCGCGUCUUCGAGAGUGGAUCGAUUAUGCUCUACCUUGUUGACAAAUACGACACCGAUCGCAAGAUCAGUUACGCGCCGGGCACCCCCGAAUACAUUGAGCAGCUUUCUUGGCUGAUGUUCCAGAUGGGUGGUCUUGGACCUAUGCAGGGUCAAGCAAACCACUUCCGAGUGUACGCUGGGGUGCGCUCCGACUAUGGAAUCAAGCGAUACAUCGACGAGACAAAGCGUCUAUACUCUGUUCUCGAGUCUCGCCUACAGGAAAGCUCAUUCCUGGCGGGAGACAAGUAUACAAUUGCGGAUAUCGCAAACUACACAUGGGUCCGCAGUGCACCUGGUUCCUUGGACCUUGAUUUGGCGGAGUUUCCCGCUGUGAAGAAGUGGGUGGAUCAGAUUGAAAAACGAGGAGCAGUGCAGAAGGGUCUUACUAUUCCCGAUUCUGGGCGAACUGAGGCGGAAAGAAACGAAGGUUCUAAGGCCGCUCGAGCUCGCAUUGAUGCGAUGACAAAUUCUGAUAAGCAUUGA
Molecule: messenger RNA, 708 nt
Organism: Penicillium malachiteum
Lineage: Eukaryota; Fungi; Ascomycota; Eurotiomycetes; Eurotiales; Aspergillaceae
Product: glutathione S-transferase family protein
Exons: 3
Coding region: 1-708 (235 amino acids)
Source: RefSeq, a predicted model, not a curated record